AUGCAAAGGAAGUUGAAGCUUAAUGAGUCGGAGUAUCUGGAGAGUGAUUUAUAAAGUGAUAGAAACGAGAGCUGCACAUCAAAGUACAAAAAUCUAAGAUCAGCUGUAGGUGAUCUCUACUUAAGCAUCAAACAGAAAACUAGAGAUGAGAAUGAAACUAUCACAGAGCAAGAGGAGAGGGAGGAAAGAGAUAUCAUUAUGUCUCUUGACCCAUAUAUUGUGAUUGAGUACAUCAAAUCCUCAGUUGAUAUAAUUUUGAAUCUCAAAUUCGAGGAAAUCGAGAAGAGACUUCUAGACAAGACUAACAAUCAAAAUGAGAUUAACAAUUUUAAAGAUAAUAGAUCAUCAAUAAUUUCUGAGUAAAUUAACAGAGAGAGUGAAUAAAAUAGGAAAAAACUGCUGGAUCAUCAUAAAAAUAGCAAAAAUAACUAGAAAAGCAAUAAUCACAUUAACAAGACUGAGCUAAACUUAGAUUCUCUGAGAAGUGAUAAUGAUUUCAAUAAUAACAACAAUCCUUAUAGUUAGAGAUCUUCCAUGUCUAAUAUGGAAGGUCCUCCGAAGGUAUAUGAAGAAUUAAUUUAAAAUCUUGAAGCUGAUAUAAGAAAGCACAUCAGAAUCGAGCAAUAGUUGAAGCUACAUAUUGAAAGUGUGGAGAACCGAGUGGAAGAAUUAGAAAAUAUACAGGACAAACUUGAGCAUGAAAAUAUUAAGCUAGGCCAGAACAAUGCUUAGAAUCAAAGCUUAGAGUAGAAAAUUUAAAAGCUUGACUCUAUUAUUCAUUAGAAAGAUGAAGCUUUCAAUGAGUGUCAAGCAUAAAUCAAUUAACUUAGAGAGAAAGAAGUUCAAUUACUUGGGCAAAUUGAGAAAUUGAAACAAGAAAUUCUGGAAAUGUAACCGAAAUUAGUUAAUGCUGAUCAGCAAUAGUUAUAGCUCAUUCUUAACUCAACUUAGCCACUUCAUGGAGGUAAACCUAUGAGUUUUGGCAUUAAGGAAAAGUCUAUUACUCAUAAGCAUUAAGAUCUUGGAUCAUAAUCUUCUAAUCACUCUUUUAUUGACCACGGUACUCCUGAAAAGAAGAUGCAUGAUUUACUCAGUCAUCCCUAUCAUUAGACAUAACAGAUAUUCAAUAAGAAGCAAGGAGCUAAAAAGCAGUAAAGUGGAUCUUUAAGCAGCAAACAGAAGUUCAUUGUUCCAUAAACAUUAGUUGAAUCUUUAGGCAUAGCUUAAUAGUUAGGGGCAAUCACGAAUACAUAUAACAGCACUUAGAAUUCAGGCAAGAUGGGACAGAGAAAGCUUUCAUCAUAAGGAAGAAACUCUAAGUCAUCUAAGAUUAAUCCAACUAAAAACUAGUGGAUCGGAUAAAAUGUCCCUGAGAAUAGAAAUAGCAAGUCAAAGUCUAUUAGAAAAAGUAAAGAUAGAAAUAUCUUGGAUUAAAAAGGUAGUAUUGAGGAUGUUAUUCAAUUAAAUGAUAGCCUUUAGAAGAUAAAUGUUGAGAUAGACAGUAAGUACAGGUAGUCUCAGAUUUCAGACGAUUUGCUGCAUUUUGAUCAUAGAAUGUAAAGCAUGAAUCCUAAUUACUCACAACUGGUCAAGCCUACUUAAAACACUUUCAUAGACAAUUAAAACUUACUCUAUGAUUUUCAUGACCCUCACAAUAACAACAAUAAAAGGCGGAUUGUUAAAUAGAAUCCAGUAAAUGCAAGCACAGGUUCAGGCAACAUUCAAUCGUCUUUAAGAAAUAUCAAUUCGCAAGGUCUUAAUAGAUUUGGACAGCAGCAAUACUAAGAUGAUAAAAACAAAUUAAGCCAAAAUCUUGGGCCUAUACUCAAUCAGUAGCAGACAAUGAAUAUGCAAUUUCAAAAUGCAUUGCAAAACAGAUCUUCAAACAUAAUGAAUAACACUGGCUCUCAUUCGUAAGAAAAGCAUAGAUCGAGAAACAAGAAAUAGCAGAUGCAGUAAAACACCACGGCUACUGCUACAGUUAUGAAUAAAUUUGACCAAAGUCUGCUUGAUAUGCACUUUAAGACAUCGACAAGUGUCUCUACGACUUAAUAGUCUAAGAACAAAUAGUAUCAGCAGAACUCUACAUUUUCCCAGAAUUCCAAACUGAACUCAGUUACCAACAACACUAACAUACCACUUAAUAACUAUAAUGUGAUGAAUCAGACAAGUGUGGCUUAUAUGAAAUAGUAACUCCUUGCUAAUAAAAAGGCAUCUAACCUACUUAUGAAAGGUUUAUCCCCACAUAAAAAAUGA
This is a messenger RNA of Stylonychia lemnae, 2256 nucleotides long. The record is from the annotation of a GenBank genome assembly. Lineage: Eukaryota; Ciliophora; Spirotrichea; Sporadotrichida; Oxytrichidae.